AUGGCCCCCAAAAGAAGACCAGUGCCCCUAAACAUCACUCCCACUGGUGGUGAGGGAGGAUUGUCCACCUCUACGACCAUCACUGCUGCCUCAGGGUAAGUGUAAUUGUUCAGCAGACACACUUCAAGUCAACCUCUACUUUCAAAGUCUUAACCAUGAUCUAAUUCAUCCCCCAAUCCUCCAUCCCUUCCUCUCAGGGCUAACCUGGAGGCCCUACAGAAGAAGCUGGAAGAGUUGGAUCUGGAUGAGCAGCAGAAGAUGCGCUUGGAGGCUUUCCUUACCCAGAAAGCCAAAGUGGGCGAGCUGAAAGACGACGACUUCCACCGCAUCUGUGAGCUGGGCGCUGGCAACGGAGGCGUGGUGAACAAGGUGUGCCACAAACCCUCAGGCCUGGUCAUGGCCAGAAAGGUAAGUGGUGUGAAUUCUGUUGCCAGUAUGAAGUAGACACCCCCGGAGUAUGAAGGACACCCCCCGAAGCAUUUUCUUAGGGUGUUUUCACAUAUAGUACUCUUUCAAAUAACUGAUCUCAGUCCUCUUUAAAGUGAGCAGUGAGGUAAAACAAAAAAAGCGAAAUAACUCUUCUCUUUUUAUUCACUCUGCAAUUGCCUUUGAAUGAGGACUCAACUCUUUUGCAAGUUCACUUCACCUAUUUUGUGGUCUAUUUUGUGGUCAGAGUCCUCUGCAUUCACAUUGCUAUGUUUAGAAAGGAACCAAGAUAUUUUUCCAAUAGACACUCAAUGCACUCUGGGUUUUUACAAAGUGCAGGACAAGCCAUUCCAUCAGAACAUGUUAUCUGACAGCUUAAAAAAAGUAAAAACAUUUUACUGGAAAAACUUUUCAUCUGCCAGUUUUUCCAGUAAAUGUUUUUUUGUUACAGUAGUAGUCCUUGUACAUAGAGUUCUAUGGUUUUGUUAAACUUUGAAAUCAAUGGUUUUUGUUUGGUAUACAUUAUCAUAUUGCUUACACCUGUCUGAUCCUUAUGGAUUUGGAAGCAUUUAGGAGAAGAGUAUAGGGGUUGAUUUCAGACUAGACACUUAUCUGUCAUGCUAGUGUAACCAGUGUGAAAUGGCUAGCUAGUUCACGGUGCGCGCUAGUAAUGUUUCAAACGUUGACGUCACUUGCUCUGAGACCUUGAAGUAGUUGUUUCCCUUGCUCUGCAAGGGCUGCAGGUAAUGUGGAGCGAUAGAUAAUGAUGCUUAUUGGGUGACUGUUGUCUGUGUCCCUGGUUCAAGCACAGGUUAAGGCAAGGAGAGGGACGGAAGCAACACUGUCAGUUACACUAACAAAGCAAUUAGACUGCCAUUUUGAUUCAAAACCAGCGUAGCCUACUCAUGGCUACUAGUGUUGAGACAAAGCUGUAUAGAUUUUUGGUGUAUGUAUUGUAUUCAUCCCUCCUCCCUCGUCUCCUUAGCUAAUCCAUCUGGAGAUCAAGCCAGCCAUCAGAAACCAGAUCAUCAGAGAGCUACAGGUGCUGCUUUAGUUGUGAUUUAACUUCAAAUUAAAAUAAAUGUAGUACUCCACAAUGGUAAAUGUUUUAUUCACUCUUAGGGAUAUUUAAAUAUCUCAACAUUAUCAAUCAUUUGGUAAAAUAAUUUUUUGAAUAAGGCUAUUCCCCUAUGUGUUUGUAAACCCCCCCCCCUCUCUGUUUCCCUCAGUUGCUACAUGAGUGUAACUCACCCUACAUCGUUAGUUUCUACGGGUCCUUCUACAGCGAUGGAGAGAUCAGCAUCUGCAUGGAACACAUGGUGAGGGAGGGGGAGAGAAUGGGGGGGAUGGAGUGGGGGUGAGAGAGAGUGCCUUUCAAGAGCAAGGGAAAUAUUUUGUAGGACUAGGGGGAGAUGGUGAAGUUGCAAAUGCGAUGCAGGUAGACUCAGACCUUGACCUACUGUGAACUGUUGAUGUAUGGUAGUGAGGUGGUUGUGAGUGAGUGGCUCUCCUCUCUCCCUACAGGAUGGGGGCUCCCUGGACCAGGUGCUGAAGGAGGCCAAGAGGAUCCCUGAGGAGAUCCUAGGGAAAGUCAGCAUCGCUGUGAGUAUCAAUAAAGCAGCUAGGAUGAAGAUAUAGCCUAAUGAUAUUUCCAGUAAGAAAGGUGGCUAGCUUUCCAAUGCCAUUUUAAGAGAAGACUUACCCAAAACAUUUUGUCCUCGUCUUCACAGGUUCUAAGAGGGUUAGCCUAUCUACGAGAAAAACACCAGAUCAUGCACAGAGGUACACGUUGAUUUAUGUUAUACAGUUUGAUUUACAAACUGGAUAGUUACAGUGUAGUUAGAUUUGUGUCCCUGCCUUUUGUCUUUUUUGUGUGUAGUUGCCCAGACGCACUAACAUCCCCUUCCUGUCCCCCAGACGUGAAGCCCUCUAACAUCCUGGUGAACUCUCGUGGGGAAAUCAAGCUGUGUGACUUUGGUGUGAGCGGCCAGCUCAUAGACUCCAUGGCCAACUCCUUCGUGGGAACACGCUCCUACAUGUCGGUGUGUACACCUCCUCUCUCAUAGUGUGUGUGUGAGAGUGUACGUGUGUGUGUGUGUGUGUAAGCCUCUGUGUAAUCCAUUUAUCUCUGUGUCUCUAACCAAUAGCCGGAGCGAUUGCAGGGCACCCACUACUCUGUUCAGUCAGACGUGUGGAGUAUGGGUCUGUCUCUGGUGGAGCUGUCUAUCGGCCGGUACCCCAUCCCCCCUCCGGAUGCCAAGGAGCUGGAGGCCAUCUUCGGACGGCCCGUCAUGGAUGGUGCCGAGGGAGACGUGCACAGCAGCAUCUCACCCCGACCCAGACCCCCCGGGGGCAGACCUGCCAGCGGUGAGAACACACACACACACAGUAUAUCCUCCAGAUGGAGCGAAUUAACAUAUUUGUACAAUUGAUCUCAGUAAUGUUUGACUGUCUUGCAGGCCACGGUCCUGCGAUGGCCAUCUUUGAGCUGCUGGACUACAUUGUCAACGAGGUGAGCACUGCUGAGGAUACCACCCCCUAAUUGGCCAUAGAAUAAUACAAAUUAUUGUCAUGGAACGUUUGGUGCAAAGCAAAAAUAUGACCAAACUCUAUAUCCAUGUCAUAGUGUAUAGAUGGGGUAGUUUUUUUAAUUCUGAUCAUCUUUUUGUUCCAGCCUCCCCCCAAACUGCCCCAUGGAGUAUUCACUUCUGAUUUCCAUGACUUCGUGACUAGAUGGUGAGUACCCUUCAGUCUGAAUGAUUUAUGAAUACAAUGUCUUGAUUUAUUGAAUUUAUUUGGGUAAAAACAUAUACAUAUAUACAACAAGAUGUACAAUGAAUUCCCAGAGGAUAGCACUUAACCCUUUACACUCGUGGGAAUUGGCCUAUAUGGAUGGGGCUAAAUUGAAAUGUUUCCUACAGAAGAAAUAUGAAAUGCAUAAGCAUGGUAGCAAUUGAAAGGGAACAGUUUGGAGAUUAUGGGACAAUUAUUAGACCAAAGUUGAGGACACAACAAUUCACCUGACACAAGACUGAAUCCAAACAAUACACUUCAUUUUAUGUGCAUUAUACAUUUUAUUGUACUUUUCGGCGCAUUUGCUGAUAACUAAAUCUGAAAAUACUCUGAAUAAAUUCAGUAAUAUGAUAAGAAUAUUCCUGGAAAAUGUGGGGUAGGUGCAACAUAUUUUUUGUUGUUGCAAGGGUUUGAAUUAGAGGACUAACUGCUGUCUCCAAGUGGCCACACACCUCUCCAAAGUGUGCACAGCUAAGUUAUAAAAUACGAUCUUACAGUGUUAGGCUUUCACAGGGCAAUUCAGAGAAACCGAUCGUCAUUUUGGUGCGCAUAAAAUGGAGUCAUGCGUGUAUUCAGGUGCGUGUUCCGCAGCAAAGGGCGGCAGGUAGCUUAGUGGUUAAGAGCGUUGUGCCAGUAACCGAAAGGUCGCUGGUUCUAAUCCCCGAGCCGACUAGGUGAAAAAUCUGUCGAUGUGCCCUUGAGCAAGGCACUUAACCCUAAUUGCUCCUGUAAGUCGCUCUGGAUAAGAGCGUCUGCUAAAUGACAAAAAAAUAAAAAGUUAUUCACAAUAGACUAACAUAGGCUCAUUCUGUUCAGAACCACUCUGGGUAUGACACCAUGUCUUCUUAUAACUGUACAUCAAAGAUGGUGAUUGUAAACGUUGACGUUGUAUAUGACAUGAGUUUGAUAAUACGGAAGUAAAUGUGAAGUGUAUAUUUGGACUCACGGGUGUUUGGCCUGCUUGUAUGACAUCAAAGCCAUUAUUAUAAUCCUCAACGUCUCAUCUUUCAAAAUACAUAGAGUCCUCUUAAUUUACAGCCUUUCCUUCACUCAGACAACAAAACAGUUUCAAAAGUUGCCCAAUUAGCGGCAGGGAUGGGGGCAACUUCUUGUCGGGUGCUCAAGUUCAGAAAGGCUGUCAGCCAAACCCAUACAGCGCUGUCAAGCGCAGAGCCUGAGCUCUGACGUCAUUUGUAGCAUGUUCCUGUACAGCCACUGUCCCAAUUUAGGCACACGUCGGGGCCAUAAUCUGCAAUAUCCAACCCGUAUACGGGUAUGAGUAUAAAGGGAUACAAGUAUGAAGUAAAACACCCGUUUCCAAAGUGGUCCUCAACAUUAGAAGUCAUUAGAUCUCACUGCUUUGUUAGAGAUCUAUGAAUUUACUGCGACUUUCUUGUGCAUCCUCAGUCUCAUCAAGAACCCAACAGACCGGGCUGACCUGAAAAUGCUGAUGGUGAGUUUUGUGCUUUCUUAUUAACUGCCUCACUUAUAACAACCAGAGAAAUAGACAGGAUAUAUAUUUCACAGUACAUGCUGAAGCCACAGAUGUAGUUUUGUACUGAGCCAUGUAUCUCUGUUGUGUUUGUUUCAGAACCACACGUUUAUCAAGCGCUCGGAGGUAGAGGAGAUGGACUUUGCUGGCUGGCUCUGUAAAACAAUGGGGCUGAACCAACCCAGCACUCCCACACGCACUGCAGACUAA
Messenger RNA from Coregonus sp. 'balchen', 4921 nucleotides. The record is from the annotation of a GenBank genome assembly. Lineage: Eukaryota; Metazoa; Chordata; Actinopteri; Salmoniformes; Salmonidae.